Dendrobium catenatum is the source of this 1460-nucleotide messenger RNA. Its product is annotated as VQ motif-containing protein 4-like. The record is from RefSeq and is a predicted model, not a curated record. The transcript has a single exon. Lineage: Eukaryota; Viridiplantae; Streptophyta; Magnoliopsida; Asparagales; Orchidaceae. Bases 204 to 938 code for a protein of 244 amino acids.
UUUUAACCUUUCUUCCCCUACCGGACAUUCACAGAUAAAGUGAAGGAGAUGAUUUAAAGCCUCCACCCAUUCUUCUUCUUCUACCUCACUCUUUCUUUCUUUCUUCCCCUUUUCUCGUUUCCCUUCUUCUUCUUACCUUCGCGAACCUAAUUGCGCUAUUCUCCACCCUCAAAAAGCCAAUUUUUAGCACGAACGUUUAGGUAAUGGAAAACGGCUCAUAUCCGAGAGGGAGAGAGGUCCCAUCUCCUCACGCGACCUCUCCCAAUUCCAGUACCAGUAGCAGCAGCAGCAGCAAUGGAGCUUCUUUGCCUUUAAAGGUGCCGCCUUUGGCAGUUUCUGCCGCCGCCGCUGCCGCUCCGGCGACUCCCAAGGCAAUCCCGAGACCCAUCGAUCCGAACCCAUACCCGACUACUUUCAUCCAAGCCGACACCACCUCCUUCAAGCAAGUAGUUCAGAUGCUCACCGGCUCCGCCGAAACCGCCGCAAAGCAAACCGCCGCCGCUGCAGCUGCAGCCAUCGCAGUCGCGCCGAAGAGCUCGAUCCCGCCGACUGGGAAGCCGACGGGCCCCAAGAAGCCUGCUUUCAAGCUCUAUGAACGAAGGGGAAGCAUGAAGAACCUGAAAAUGAUCAGUCCGAUGAUCCCGUCUUUCGCCGGUAGAUCCAACCCGAAUUCUCCGGCCGCCGCAGCUUUCUCCCCGAGGAAGAUGCCGGAGAUCUUGUCCCCGAGCAUACUAGAUCUGCCAUCGCUGGCGCUGAGUCCCGUCACACCGUUGAUCCCCGACCCCUUUAAUCGCGACGUGUUGAAGGCCGAAGAGCGAGCUAUCGCCGAGAAAGGGUUUUACUUCCUUCCUUCUCCGAGGACGACGCCCGAGCCUCCGAGAUUGCUUUCUCUGUUUCCUGUUUCGUCCUCUGAAGUUUUCUCUACUUCUUCUACUUGAUCAUGAAGCUGCUGUAGCCUUUAUAAAAUCGAUGGUUAUCUCUCUUCAUUUCUUUCUCUCACAGUCUCUCAGGUUCGUGUUUUCGUCGUCUUCUUCUUCAUCAGGAGAAAAGGUUGAGUUGCCAUUUGGUUGAUCUCUGAUUCAAUUUUAUAGCAUCAGCACUCUUCUUCUUCCCUUCUCUCUUUCUGCGUUCUGUAAUUGAGUAAAUUCUCUAAAGCUUCAGGUGAAUUGAAUGAUUUUCAUAAUUUGACUCCUUUCCCUUCUCCUCUCUGCUUUCUAUCUUUCGGGAAAGAUUGUAUCUGUGUUCUCAGCUUCUCAUGCUCUGCCAUGGAACAUUUCAGGUGAACAGAUUGGCGAAUUAUGUAUUUUUUCAUGCUUUGAGGAAUUGAACAUUGAUGCUUGGAUUAGAAAUUUGGAUCUUUGAUCUAAAUUUCCCCAAAAACCAAAAAAAAAAAAAAGGAAAUUUGGAUCUUUGAAAUCAUUGUUGGAAGGUGCGGUAAAAAAAAAAAAUAAUGUUUCCAA